This is a messenger RNA of Pogona vitticeps (central bearded dragon), 2365 nucleotides long. It is a transcript of the gene LRRC58, whose product is annotated as leucine rich repeat containing 58. NCBI's taxonomy places the organism in Eukaryota, Metazoa, Chordata, Lepidosauria, Squamata, Agamidae. The record is from RefSeq and is a predicted model, not a curated record. Gene Ontology annotation, molecular function: protein binding. Gene Ontology annotation, cellular component: cytoplasm.
GCGGCGCGGUUUGAUGACGUCGCCGUCGGUCGGGCGGGCCGGGCCGUUUUCAGGUUCCGGGGCUGGUUCCCGACGGAGAUGGCGGAGGAGCAGGGCCCGGUGGCGGGGGAGCUCCCUCCGCCGGACGAGGCCGCGGCGCUCCAGCUGAGGGGAAGCGUGGAGGCGUCGUCGCGGCGCUUGGUGCUGACCCCGUCGUGGCUGUCGCCGGGCGGAGGGCUGCCGUCGGGCCUGGGCAGCUGGUUCCCGGCCCUGGAAGUGCUGGACGUGAGCGGGACGGGGCUGACGGCGCUGGGCUCGGAGCUGCUCGAGCUGGGGCGGCUGCACACGCUGCUGGCCAAGAACAACCGGCUGGGCGCCCCGGGCUCUUUCCCCAAAGACGUGGCCGAGGCGCCGCUCGGGCGCUCCUUGCGGGUCCUCAACCUGAGCGGCAACCGCUUCACGCAGGUGCCCGCCUCGGUCCUGGGCCUGCGCCGCCUCCAGAGCCUCAGCCUGGGCAGCAACCGCCUCCAGAGCAUCCCUCCGGCCAUCCAGGAGCUCAGCGGUUUAGAAUUUUUAUAUCUUGGAGGAAAUUUUAUUACAUCAGUUCCUCCCGAGUUAGCAAAUCUGCCUUCCCUAAAUUAUCUUGUCCUAUGUGAUAACAAGAUACAGAGCAUUCCUCCUCAGUUGGCACAGUUGCAUUCCUUGCGUUCUCUUAGUCUGCACAAUAACCUGCUGACAUACCUUCCUCGGGAGAUCCUCAAUUUAGUGCAUCUUGAAGAGCUGAGUUUGCGUGGGAACCCAUUAGUUGUGCGAUUUGUCCGUGACUUGACCUUUAAUCCACCAAGUCUCCAGGAACUGGCUGGACGUACCAUUAAAAUCCGCAACGUUCCCUAUGUUCCUAGUGAUCUCCCAGGAAAUCUGCUUCGCUAUUUGAAUCUGGCCAGCAACUGUCCCAAUCCUAAAUGUGGAGGAGUCUAUUUCGACAGCUGUGUCCGGCAAAUCAAAUUCGUUGACUUCUGCGGGAAGUACCGUGUUCCACUGAUGCACUACCUUUGUUCCCCGGAGUGUUCUACCCCCUGCAGUUCUGCCUCGCAGAGUUCUAAUUCUCAGAGUGAAUCUGAUUCAGAAGACGAGGCUAUUGUUGCAGCACGCAGGAUGCAAAAGGUUCUUCUGGGAUAGGCAAGAGAAGGAUUCUAUAAGACUAAAAUCAAAUCACAUUAGAUGAGCAGCUGUGGAAGAACAGUCUGAUGCAUCCUCAACCACCCUCUUAGCCUGACCUGAUUCUGUUGUGUUUCUCACAGAAUGUGUGUCUGGACAUAUAUAGAUUUUUUUGGGAUGAUGCUGUCUAUAAGGCUAAAGGCACUGGAUGCCUUUAGGGGUAAGCUGGCACAAGCACCUUUUUGAGGGGAAUGGUUACUGGGAGGCUGGGCUCUGGGAUGUCAGAGGCCCCCUUGGCGUUGAUGUCCUAUUGAAAGAGUGCCUGGAACUCUUUGUGAUUAAAACUAUAUGUGGAGUGAACUAUUCUUAUUUGCUGUGAUAAAACAAAAGAUUACAUAAGGGUGCAGGGUGUGCUUCCUAAGUAGAGAUGGGCAGUUUCUGUGGUUCAACACUUGGCACAGUUUAGCAGAUUGGGUCCCCACUCAGAAGAGGAGAUGGGACAGGGAAGCUUCUGAUGGCGCCUGCGCGGGCUUGGAAUCUGAGGCGGCAGCACACCACCUCUAGGCCCGAUCCUCUGAACCGAGCUGAAGUGCGGUAAGUGCCCAUCUCUAUUCCCCAGUGUUAUUAUCAGCAUCUAUCAUACUUGAACACAGAUGUCUGCUCCUUGUGAUGCUUGGGUAUAUACACAUUUAUUCAAGCAACAUUCCUCCAGAGUCCAGAAAUAACUUAAAUUUUGAUAUUUUUCUUGUUUGACUCAUUUGCCUAUCACUGCUGUUCUUUUACAGCAAGCAGAACUAUGCCACUCUUCAUACCAUAUGACUUUGCAAUAUAUCAUCAGUGCCUUCCUUAUGCUUUGUUCCUUAGAUCUUUGUUUUCUCUUUGCCAAUACAGCUAAUUCAUAGCACUUUAUUUAUGCAUCUUGUUGUUUCCUGACUGUGUACUCCCAGACUGUUUCCUCUUUUACUUGCAUUCUAUAAACUUUAAUUUACUAGUAAAUUGCAGAUUAGUCAUUUACUUACAACUUGAUUGUUAUAUACCUGACUAUUGUGGAUGGUAUUUCUUCAAAGACUAUACAGUGGUGCUUUGUUUAGCGAUCACUCCGUUGAGCGAUGAAAUCACUAAGCGAUGUGGUUUUGGCCAUCACCAGAGCCAUCGCUUAGCGAUGGCCCCUAUGAGGAAAUAUCGCUUUGCAAUGAUCGCGGGGAAGCGAUCAUGGCAAAGCAACCCU